Manduca sexta (tobacco hornworm) is the source of this 1570-nucleotide messenger RNA. It is a transcript of the gene Ho, whose product is annotated as heme oxygenase 1. The transcript is spliced from 4 exons. Gene Ontology annotation, biological process: heme oxidation. NCBI's taxonomy places the organism in Eukaryota, Metazoa, Arthropoda, Insecta, Lepidoptera, Sphingidae. Bases 132 to 866 code for a protein of 244 amino acids. The record is from RefSeq and is a predicted model, not a curated record. Gene Ontology annotation, molecular function: heme oxygenase (decyclizing) activity.
UGUCACUAACGUCAAUGUCAGUCGCAACUCAGCUGAUUCAUUCAUAAAUUGUAAUUUGAAGAAUAAGAAAUAUUAGUUUUUUUCGAUUUCUUGUAAAACUAUUACUGUUUGUUAUUCAAGUUCUAUAAAAAAUGUCUGGUAAUGUGGAAUUGUUCACAACUCGAAUGAGAAAAGCUACUCGCAAAAUACAUUCAGUAAGCGAUGCUAUGGUAAAUGCGAAAUUCGCAAUAUCUCUGAGAGAUGAAAAGGUAUGGGGAGGAGGUCUAUUUGUUUUCUACCAUAUAUUUGCUUACUUGGAAGAUGCCACAGAAAGGUUGGAUAGGGAUGAUUUGAAAAAGUUGUUCGUACAUCAAAUCCUUUAUAGAAAAAGCGCGUUUGAAGAAGAUCUUACCCACUAUCUGGGUGAUGAUUGGCGUUCCUUACCAAAAUCAAUGGCGCUGGAGAACUAUCUGGAACAUUUGCAAGAUUUAGAAAAAGAUAAUCCAAAACUUCUGAUGGCUUAUAUAUAUCACUUGUAUCUGGGUUUGUUAAGUGGUGGACAAAUAUUGGCCAAGAAACGGCAGGUGUUUGGGGAGAAAAACCAGCAAAUCAACACAUACACGGAUAAAGUGACGCACUUUAGUGAAGCAGACAUCGGACAGUUGAAAAAAGAUUUCCGUGACGUCAUGAAUGAUAUCGCAGAGAAAAUGACAGAGAAAGAAAGAGAAGAGAUGAUUGAAGAAAGCAAUCAAGUGUUUGUAAUGAAUAAUUUGAUAGUUAACUCUGUGGGUGGUCAGAAUAAGGUACUAUGUAAUCUAAUUUAUAAGGCUUCUGCAGUUGUAUUAGUUAUUGCAGGAAUCGUAUGGACAUAUAAGAUGCAUAAGUAAAUGCCUCAAAAUGUAUAUCGCACUCUUAAUAAAAUAAUCACCUAUGCCAAUAUUGUUAAUUUGUUUGAAUCAUAUCAAAAAACUAAUUUCUGUUUGCGACCUUCCUUUUUUCCUUUUUUUUGCAUGCUACAGGUUUCAUUUUUGACCUCUCUUUAAUAAGUUAAAUUUUCUAGCUGCUGCUGGCAAACAGAAAUUCGUUUUUUGACGAUUCCCACAAAUUAUCAAUUUCGGAAUAAAUCAUUAUUUUAUUAAGAUUGCUAUAUGUUAUGUAUGUAUACCAAAUUGUAGUCAUAUAGCUUAAUAUUGUGUUGAAUUACUUAGCAUUUAGAUUCAUAGUACUUUUGUCCAUGAUUUUUUUGGAUCAGAUGAAUUUUAUAGAUCUGGAAGGAAUACAUCAGAGUCCAGAGUAAAGAUAGUGAUAACAUUUUUUUAUUGUUCAAUGCACAUGUUAUUAUUGAAUCAUAUUAUAAGUUGUAUCCUUUUAUGAGUUAUUAUUGUUUACUUGACAUAUUUAAACUGUAUUUUAAAGGACAUGGUAAUGACCACAAAUGGCCAUAUCAAUAUUAGGGUACCCUAAUAAAGUAGUGUUGAUGGACAUAAUGUAUUGAAGUAAUUUUAUGUCACAAGCAUUAGUAUACAGAAUACAAAUGUAUUAUUUAUAUAUUGUAUAUUUUGUUUAAUAAAGACUGAUUUAACUGGGUUAA